Haliotis rufescens (red abalone) is the source of this 2611-nucleotide messenger RNA. RefSeq names its product sodium- and chloride-dependent glycine transporter 1-like. Gene Ontology annotation, cellular component: membrane. The coding region runs from base 127 to 2046 and encodes 639 amino acids. Lineage: Eukaryota; Metazoa; Mollusca; Gastropoda; Lepetellida; Haliotidae. The record is from RefSeq and is a predicted model, not a curated record. Gene Ontology annotation, biological process: sodium ion transmembrane transport. The transcript has 14 exons.
AUUCAAGUUACGACCAUGGCCCUUUCUACAUUAUAUCAAACAACUUAAAAAUAGACACCAGAUUAUGUCUAGACUGACGAGUUGGGCCGGGUCUAGGAGCUUGGAGGUAUUUACACGCUAAAGGUCAUGGAUCAUGUACACAAAGACGAAACAACAUCAUUUAUUAAUGAAAUCUCUGGUGAUUAUGUGAAACCUACACCAGAAGACGAGACAGAAUAUAAACACGAACGAGGCCAGUGGGACCGGAAGUUGGACUUCAUCUUGUCCCUCAUUGGAUAUUCAGUGGGAGUGUCUAAUCUAUGGCGGUUUCCCUAUCUUUGCCUGCGCAAUGGAGGAGGGGCUUUCCUCAUCCCUUUUUUCUUCUUCCUGCUUGCAAUUGGAAUUCCAAUGUUUUACUUGGAGGUCUGUUUGGGUCAGUUCUCGGGAACAAGUCCGCUGUUUGUCUGGAAACUUUGCCCUCUCUUCAAAGGGAUAGGAUGGGGAUGUUGUAUUGUCUCUGGGAUCACAAGUAUCUACUACGUGGCCGUACUAGCCUGGGUCAUGUUCUACUUCAUCAACUCCUUCUAUCCAACACUACCCUGGUUCACGUGCGACAACUGGUGGAACACGGACACAUGUAUCGGCCCUGUGCAUGAUAAUGGCACUGAGCUGAACUCAACAGUUCCAGUAUCAACCUCCGACGUUGGUUAUAACUACGAUAAUGCAACGGUCUUUCUGAGGUCUUCCAUGGGCAACAUAACUCUUAGAAAUGUAUCCAGGACUGGAUUUGGUGACAAAACAGCAGCCGAGGAAUUUUGGCAGUACUACGUGUUACGGAAGUCUGAUGGUUUGGACGACAUGGGAACCUUACAACCUCAUCUCGUGGGAUGUCUCUUUGUGUCCUGGCUGUUCAUUUUCCUGUGCCUAAUCAAGGGUAUCAAAUCUCUCGGCAAGGUGGUGUAUGUCACAGCACUGCUUCCAUACAUCCUGCUGACGAUUCUGCUGAUCCGAGGCUUGCUUCUACCAGGUGCUGCAGAUGGCAUCAAGUUUUACAUAUACCCAGACUUUUCAAAGCUUGCAAAUUAUUCUGUGUGGAUUGAGGCAGCCCUGCAGGUAUUCUUCUCCCUUGGAGCAGCCUGGGGGUCAGUCAUCACCAUGGCCAGCUACAAUAAAUUCCACAACAACUGCUUCAGGGACGCCAUCAUAGUUACUCUUGCUGACGGUCUGACCAGUUUCUACAGUGGCUUCGUCAUCUUCUCCGUGGUUGGAUUUAUGGCCAAAGAGGCCAACCUCAGCAUCACUGAGGUGGCUACAGAAGGCCCGGGUCUAGCAUUAGUAGCCUACCCAGAAGCCAUCACCAAGAUGCCUCUUCCCCAGCUAUGGGCCGUGCUCUUUUUCCUCAUGCUCUUCACGCUUGGCCUGGACAGUCAGUUUGGGAUGUUUGAAAACCUUGUGGCAGGAAUUAUCGACGCCUUCCCACACAAGUUACAGCGUUACAGGACCUUCGUAACUGGAGGAAUGGCCAUUCUCUUCUUCCUGGUUUCGCUGCCAUUAACGCUAAAUGGAGGUAUCUACAUCUUCCAGUUAAUGGAUUGGUUUACUUCCGCCUUUUGUUUGGUCAUCACCGGGCUUCUCGAAUCUGUCAUCAUUGGUUGGAUAUAUGGCGUACAUCGUUUUGGCCGUGACAUAGAGCUGAUGCUGGGAAGACGACCGGGUGUCAUUAUGCGUUUCUGCUGGUGUAUCUCUAACCCUAUCAUCCUGUUGAUGGUAUUUUUUGUGACUGUGACUGGUUACCAGAUGCCCACAUACGACGGGUACACGUACCCUACUGCAGCGCGGGGCAUGGGGUUCCUGUUCUCCAUGCUACCUAUCUUCCCUAUACCUAUAGUUAUGGUAUGGGAGCUCAGCAGGGCCAAAGGGACAUUAUGGCAGAGGUUCUACCAGACACUACGGCCUUCAAAGGAUUGGAAACCUGCUCUGAAAGAUUACCAGCCCGAUUACCAGACGGACAAUCACGAGUUUGUGUUGCCGUUGACGUCUCUCAUGCCUUGUAGGGAGACCAAAUAGAAUCCUGUCAGUUAUCGAAGCUUGACUUAUUUUUGCAUGAUACAUCUUUGUAGUAACCAUGUUGUAUCCUAAUGUUUUGUUAGUAAACAUGGGCGGUAAUGUUAGUACAAGCAUGUGAAGGAACGUUCAUUGUUUCAUGUUAUGCUGGCCGUCAUAUUGGUCAACCACAUGUACCUGGUUAUCAAGGCAAAGUAGCUCAUAUUCCAGGCCGUCACUUAACUUGGGUCUCUGAAAAUAUAAUAACACAAGACAUCUCUUUUAAAUAUGAUAGAAGCAAGGAAUUUGAAUGACUUAACUGUAGACAUCUGGAUUUGCUAAACUAAUAAAGACUUGCACAUAGGUUCUUUUCCUAAUUUUGUUUCAAGGUCUGUAUAACAGACUAGUCAGGUUGGGUUACCGGGUAGUGCUAUUUGUGACCAUAAGGUUAUUGAAAUAAAGAGCAUAGAUGAUUAUUGAACAAUACCUGUGUAAAAGUGAGCUUUAUUACCUGCAAAAUCCGUGAUUGAAAUUGAAUAUAUAGAUAUGUUUGUAUUAACAUUCAAAUAAAGUAUAUUUAUAUCACCAA